This is a messenger RNA of Musca domestica (house fly), 3392 nucleotides long. RefSeq names its product serine protease Hayan-like. NCBI's taxonomy places the organism in Eukaryota, Metazoa, Arthropoda, Insecta, Diptera, Muscidae. Gene Ontology annotation, molecular function: serine-type endopeptidase activity. The coding region runs from base 401 to 3361 and encodes 986 amino acids. Gene Ontology annotation, biological process: proteolysis. The record is from RefSeq and is a predicted model, not a curated record. The transcript has 9 exons.
AGUUUCAGUUUCAGUUGUUUGAGAGACGUGUUUCAGAGCGGUUGUGCUGCGGUUGCGAGUCGGACUUACGUUACAUUUUGGCAAACAUUUAUUGGCAAGAUAACUGCUGCAGGGUAUGCGUGGCGAUUGAAUAUUUUUUUUGAUGAUACGUGUUUUUUUUUUUUCAAUAAAAAAAAAGAAAAUAAAUAAAAAACAAAACAAAAUCCUGCCAAAACAAAGAAAAAAAACAAAGAAAAAUUCCGCAAAUCUCAUAGUUGCCCAUCGAACGCUAAUAACGUCAUAAUUUCCAGCAUAUAUGAAUCAAUUUGUAAUCAAUUAAAAAAGCUAAGCAGCGGGUGGGCAACAACAACAAUUUACAACAUCGACAGACUCCGACCGAUUAGCAGGAAUCUGAUUAGAAAUGCAGACGAAGGCAAAAAGUAAAGACAAAGAAAAUGAUAGCCGGAAAACAACAACGACUACGGAGAUCAGCUUGACAAUUGUCGCCAUGGUGAUGCUGUUGCAACAGAUACCUCUCUCACAGGCAGCAUAUGAAGAUGAUCCCUGUGAGACCAAGAAUACACCCGGCAUUUGUAAAACCUGGGCCGAUUGUCCCGUCAUCAAGACCCUUAUACAGCGUAAUGUUUACACUCAACGAGAAGUGGUUAGCUGUGGUUUUGGUAUACGCGAAGAAUUGAUCUGCUGUCCACUUGUGGCCGAUGAAACAUCAACCACAACGACGACGACAACAACCACAUUGAGGCCACCCAGACCAAAUAUCGAAACAACAACACAAAGAGAUUUUUGGUUGGAUGAUUUGGAGAAAUUACAAAAAACAACAACAACGUCGACGACCACGACAACAACUCAGAAGCCUGAUUUUUGGUUGGAUUUAAUAACAACAAGCACCACAACACAGAAGCCAGAUUUUUGGCUCGAUUUUAUAACAACUACAAAACCCACAACGACAACAACAACCACAACUACCGUUAAGCCCAUAAUUGUUGGAGAUAAAAAAUUAGAUGGUUCCGUGGACUAUAUAGACUUGACAAAAUUGUUGGCAGAAAAGCGGGAAAAUAAAAAGAAAUCUGUUGACCAAAACUCGGAUGAAGCUCCAGCCAAGCCAUUGGAGGAACAAGUUGUGGAUCAGUGGAAUGUUAAUCCGGGAAAUGGUCCAGAAAAUCCGCAUAAUGGAAAUUUCCAAAAUGGAGCCCUGGUGAUGCCCCCAAACAAUGGUCACAAUGGGAAUCAGGGGAAUUUUCCAAAUGUACCCUUUGCGUUUCCCCAAAAUAAUGGCCAAGGUGCUAAUUGGAAUCAGGGUAAUAUUGGUCUUGGCCAGGGACAUAGGGGCCAAGGAAAUACGGGGCUUGGCCAAAUAGCAAACUUUCCCAAUUCCAAUCCUUUUAUAAAUUCUCCCGGUAAUCGUGGCAAUAGAGGCCAGGGCAACAGAGGUCGUGGCCCCAACAAUAAUGGAUGGACUGGCAGAUCUGGUGGCCAGGGGUUUUCGUUUCCCGACCAUAACAAUGGUGGCGUAAGGCCAAAUGAAUUCAAUGGCUUCCCAAAUAAUCCAAAUCCUGGAAAUAAUUGGAACUCUCCAAAUCAAUUUGGAGUAGCUCCAGUUCCGGUUGUCAAUCCUGGUUUUGUUAUUGAGCCCGCAAUUGAACAGGGCGAUCUUGUGGCAGCAGGAUCCAGUCCCCAAGUUGUGUGGGUUGCACCUGCAGAUCAAGUAGAAAUCAUAGAUCCCUCCCAGAUAAUUUCCCACCAUACCAUACCCGUAAUGGAAUCGUAUGUGAUGGAAAAUAAUCUGGAACCUCAAUCGCGGCCCAGUACCACAUCCACCCAGCCAUCGGCAAGCUUCAAUCCCAUACAAAAAGUCUAUGAAAAUCUCAUCAAUUCUGGCAUGGAUAUUGUCAAGGCUAAGGCCGAGUUUAUAGAUACAAUGUGGCAGAAACACCAGCAGAAUCAGAGAAAUCAAAACGGCAGGUCAAGACCUAUGACCUCAAAUCAGCAGGGAGGCCAACAAUCCAUAUUUGGGAAUCAAAAUCCGGCCAUUGUUGAGCCACCACAGCAUCCUUUGUUUCCUUUGAGACCAGGACAACAGGAAGAUUCUCAUUCCCUGCCAUCCACCCCAAUUCUGGGACAGCCAACUCAUCAGGUUUCAUUCCCCAAUGGACAAACUGAGACGAAUUCUCAGCUGGUACAAUUUCCACAACAUCCCGUUCAGAGCGGUUCACAAUUUCCCCGAAAUCCAAAUCAACAGGGCAACUCGGCAUUUGUACAAACACCACAACAAACAGGAUCACAAGGACCCUCCGAACGACCAGGAACCUCAAAUCAACAAGGCAACUCUGGAUUUGUACAGCUGCCACCAAGUGGCGCCCAAUCACCCAACAUUCAAACGCCACCCGCUCAAGUAUUGGAUCCCUUUAAGCCUUUUGAAUUUAGGCCACCACCAGAGGAUGAAGUUGUUUUUGCCGAGGACAAUAAUUCGAUAAGCAAUCUAACACCCGAUCCCAAUCCGAGACCUAAUUCCAAUGAUAGGCCGGCAGUGAGAGCUUGUCGCCGUAUACAGGAAGGCCUCAAGCCAAGUUUGUCCCAACACAUCUUGGGUGGCAUACCCGCUGAAUUGGGUGAAUUCCCCCACAUGGCUGCCAUCGGUUAUGGCCGUAUCGGUGAUGAUGACCAGGGUCCCUAUGACAUCCUCUGUGGUGGUAGUUUAAUCGAUGCCCGUUUCGUCUUGACAGCAGCCCAUUGUGUUGCAUCCAGAGAUCGUAGACCAUCGAUUGUUCGUCUGGGUGUGGUGAAUUUCACAAAUCCCGAGGAGAUGGCCAAUGCAGUGGAGAUGAGAAUAAAGCAAGUCCAUAUCCACCCUGAGUAUUCACAGCGCCGUACUUACAAUGAUAUUGCCCUGCUGGAAUUGGAGCAGCCGGUGGCAUUUACUGAACUAAUAUACCCCAUAUGUUUGUAUUCGGAUAUUGCUGACCCCAAAACCGAUAUCCGACUAUGGGUAUCUGGCUGGGGGACAAUAAAUACAGCAACUCGUGCCUUUUCAAAUAUUCUACUCAAAGCCCCCCUGUUUGUCACACCCAUUGACAAAUGUAAUGCCAGUUUUGUCGACUAUGGCUUGACACGACAAAUUCAAGAUGGCAUUAUUGAUACCCAGCUGUGUGCCGAAGAUAAGGAUCUGAUUAAGGAUGCGUGUCAGGGUGAUUCGGGUGGCCCAUUGGUAUUGGUUGUGGAUGAAUCCCUGAAAAGUUAUAAAAUAGUCGGUGUGGUCUCAGCUGGAUUUGGUUGCGCCAACACCACACCGGGUCUAUAUACCCGGGUGGCAGCAUUUUUGGAUUACAUAGAACAAAUUGUGUGGCCCAAUGGUAGUGUCUGAUGGAAAUGUGUCUAGUACCAAAGAUAUAUAU